Molecule: messenger RNA, 3910 nt
Organism: Doryrhamphus excisus (bluestripe pipefish)
Lineage: Eukaryota; Metazoa; Chordata; Actinopteri; Syngnathiformes; Syngnathidae
Gene: parp16
Product: poly (ADP-ribose) polymerase family, member 16
Molecular function (GO): NAD+ poly-ADP-ribosyltransferase activity
Source: RefSeq, a predicted model, not a curated record
UCUGCACAGGUCUGUGGUGGAGGUGCUCGCCGGCGAGCUAGCUUGUUUUUUAAUACGUUAUAAUAGUGGCAUUACCUAAAUUAACCAGUUCACUGACAGAAGUAGCCAUCGAGUCGAUGUUCUGUGUUAUUCCUAAGCAGCAAAUAAACCAACAUAUUAUCAUAUUCACCUAUUAUCGCUUCCAAGGACGUGUAAUGAUUAACACACGUAAAGCCUAAAGUUGACGCUGAUUCUUAUGGUUUGUACUCUGGCUGUAGUAGAGGCUGUUUGUAUCACGCACCAAAAUCUAAUAGAUGAAAUGAAUGCUUUUUUCCAAUUAUUCGGCGAUACGAAUGGGCAAAGAGCUGUUUACACGUUCAGAAUCUGGACAGUUAGCGAUUCACUGGUGUUACUGUACAUUCGGGUUGCAUUCGCUGCCCAUUUGUUGGGUACGAUUGCAAAACAUUCGUCGUAUGAAUGUAAAUUUUAUUGACGUGUUAUCACAAGUACAUUCACAAUACACCUGUUUUUAUAACUACAUACCGUACCAACCAUACGAAUUGUAUCGAUCCAAACGUUUCUAACUUAAAAUGUAAUGCUCUUUUUUUCCAGACAGGGUUUAAUUGAAUUUACUUCAUUUACUGUGGCGACCCCUGAAGGGAAAAGCCGAAAGAGAAAGAAGACUGUUUUUUCCAGACAGGCAUUGAAGGCAGCAGUGGGGUUGGCUGACGUUAGCUUUUCGCUGUUAUGCUAUGAGUUGAGCCAACUUAAGUGCUGGGAAUGCAGCCGCCGCUUCCACCUGAGGUGGUCAGAGAGUUAGUGUGCUCCUGUCUGCAUAGAGAUCCAGUGGCAGCAGAUCUUCGUUGCAGCCUGUUUGUUGCUGCCGCACAAUACUACAGGAGGGACUCUUUGCUUCGACCCUUCCCUCCUCAGUACAUCCACGAGGACGCGAAAGACUUUGAUGCACUGCUGGCCGAUGUGAAUUCUUUCCCUGGUGUGAGAGCGUUGGUUAGACUGCGACCAGGAGAGGGACAGCACCAUGUAGCCCUCACACACUGGAUUCUCUCUUCUAAGAGCUUUGCUGUCAAGACGCUACAAAAGGAUGAAUAUGCCAAACUUUGUGCCCUGACAGAAAACGACGGCGUUUCUGCACCAGUGCCAGACUUCCUGUUUGAGUUGGAGUACUGCGACCAGUUGAAUGCGAGGUUUGAACGGACCAGAGCGGGCAGAGAUGUCUUCUACGCUUUCCAUGGAAGUCGCCUGGAGAACUUUCACUCCAUCAUUCACAACGGGCUGCACUGUCACCUCAACAAGAACUCAGUGUUUGGAGAGGGGACCUACCUCACCAGUGACCUCAGCAUGGCCGUCCUUUACAGUCCCCACAGCAGCGGUUGGCAGGAAAGCCUCCUGGGUCCGCUUCUCAGCUGCGUUGCCUUGUGUGAAGUCAUCGACCACCCAGAUGUCAAGUGUCAGGUGAAGAAAAAAGACUCUAAAAUCAUUGACCGCCGGCGUUCACGGGCCAAAAAUAGCGAGGGAGGUGAGGUGCCACAGAAAUACUUUGUGGUCACAAACAAUCAGCUCUUACGUGUCAAGUACCUGUUGGUUUACUCCCAGAGGAGACACCUGUCCAGACAUUCCCACAGCACCUCCUGGUUCCUGAGACACCACUUUGCCAUCAUGAUGAGUCUCUACCUUAUGCUGCUCAUUUUCAUUGGCGCCUUCAACUCCAACACCUUCAUAUCUUUUUGGAACAGACGAUUCAGCUGACAAGACAAAGCUCAAUCUUUUUCCUUUAUACUCAAUUCCCUUUGCAAACCCAGCAUAUACGGUACAUCUUAUCAGUGAUUCAUAAUUCUAUUCAUAAAUCAGGCCGUUUUAUAACCUUUUUUUUAGAAAUACAAGGCAUUCAAGAAACGCAUUCCAACAUGUUGUGAUGAUGUGUACGAUUCUACACUGGUACUAGGUAUCAGUACUACAGUACUACUGUACUACUGUAAUGUUUGGCGAAACAGCCAAGCACCAGACUUAGUGGGCGGCAGCUGUGACGACAGUGAAGUAUAAAGAUCCUUUAUGGUCAUUAAGAAGCUGAUUUAAAACAAUAAUUGAAGGAUAAUCAACUACAGAGUAUGUUACCCUUCCCAUUCUGUGUUUUGAAGGCGAUCUGAAGGUUUAAGUCCGCAAGUCCGCUUAUUGUAGGGCUGGGCGAUACUGUACGUCCGUAUGAAAUCAUUCACUGCCAGCCAUUUUCAGAGAGGAGAGCUCCAUACUGACAGACUUUUUGGACAUUUAGCUCAACUUUCAACUUUCAAGACCCACAAAAUAUUGAGUUUUAGGACUACGUAAACGUUGGAACUAUGGAAAGAAAAAAUAGUUUGUUUGUAGCCCUUUUCUAAAUCAGCGAUAAAACAAAGGGCGGUUUCAGCGAAAAGACCUGAUUUUGACCAAAAACCAAAAAUAGAAAUGAGCUUGUUUGAGCUAUUUCGCCCUACCCUUCAUGAUCCCGACUGUCUUAAAUUCACACACAAGAUGCAUAAGAUUUGAUCUGUAGCUCCCGCGGAAAAAUGAUGUCGAUAAACGUAACUUUUUUGCUGUAAAUCUUGCUAUCUUGACGCAGACGUCAAUGACGAAGGAGCAGAAUGAAGGAACUGAUCUGCGGUGCGGAGCCGGUCAGAAAAGGAAAAAGCAGUGGCUCAGUCAUUUGGAGGUACUUUUCACCACCUUACCUUAAAACUUUUUUUAUGCUGAUGUCAGGCUGAUAAUUAUCGGUGCCGAUUACUACAAAUGUCAUUUUUGCAAAUUGACCAAAAUUGGCUUUAAAAAACCGACCAGUGUAGAACAUAAUUAAUACAAACAACAUAAAACAUACUUAAGCCAAGUUGAUGAAUCACGUCAGGGAUGCUAUAAAAUGUCUGCGAUGCAGUUGUCAUUUGUUAUGUCAUGGGUCGAGCACCGCAGUUCUUUACCCCCCCAAAAAAUACAGUGAUAGCAGUUUUGUGGUUGAAUAUGGCCUGUUAUUUAGUUUUUAAAAAAAAGCACAUUUAAGCAAAUUGUAUGUAUUCUAAACACUAAAUUAAGCAUUUGCUAGAAUAAAAAUGGCUAAAUGAAUGAAAAUACAAACGUAAGGUAUUCAGAAUAUGUAUUGUUGACUGUUGAUGAGACAAAAGCCACCGCCGGAAGUAGGCUGUCAUGAGUUACAUCUUAUUUAUGUCUAAAAUGUCUUAUUUUCUAUUUUUAUGUCUACUAUAUUGUGUGACUAUGGGGGGUUUAUUCCAUGUCUAUAGGGCUCUAGUAAUGCAAAAAAAUGUAUUUGCUGUGCUUAAACUAUGCAAAUAUUUCAUUUAUUCAGAAAGAAUCAUGCUUUGCUGAAAUUCACUUAUCACGAUCGGGUCUGGAACCAAUUAAUUACAAUAAGCCAGGGUUUGCUGUCUUGGGUAUUACGAGUGUAAAGGUGAUUAUAGGGAGUUAUUUUAUAUCUAGAGGACUCUAAUAAUGUUAAAACCCGUAUUUAGAGUGUCUUAAAGAGGUUUUUUAUGCUCUAACUAUGUCAAUUUAUAAAUAAGGAAUGCUACUUUACGGAAAUUCACUUAUCAUAGUCAUGUCUUGACCCAAUUAACCGCCCUAAAUGAGGGAUUACUAGAGCGGGAAGAGGCUGGGAAUGGGGGCACCCCCAUUACAGCCCCUAACUCGCCUCCCAAGCAUAUGUCAUCAAUGUUACAAAUGAUACUUAUUAUUGUUUUAAUAUUUACGGCGGUUUUAUGCUCAAAUGACUGCAUGAAGUCUUAAUAUUGAGCACCCCCCCUUUUCCUUUUAUUAUUCUUAGCUUUUAUUACAAUGUACACGGGUUAGCUUCUAUUUACACUUGACAUUUGAGAAUGUAAAGAUGUUACCUUAAAAUGGCUUAUUCACGCAAUAAAUUGUUUUACGAUGCUGA